This is a messenger RNA of Macrosteles quadrilineatus (aster leafhopper), 3778 nucleotides long. RefSeq names its product protein phosphatase Slingshot (gene ssh). The record is from RefSeq and is a predicted model, not a curated record. Lineage: Eukaryota; Metazoa; Arthropoda; Insecta; Hemiptera; Cicadellidae. Gene Ontology annotation, molecular function: protein tyrosine/serine/threonine phosphatase activity; actin binding. Bases 160 to 3174 code for a protein of 1004 amino acids. Gene Ontology annotation, cellular component: cytoplasm. The transcript is spliced from 14 exons. Gene Ontology annotation, biological process: negative regulation of actin filament polymerization; protein dephosphorylation; actin cytoskeleton organization.
AGGUUUGAGUUCUCCAAAAAUGGAAAAAUGUUAAUGUAGUGGUGUCGUACGCUGGUUGUGUAGACUUUACAAUGUUCAGUGCAAUAUCGCAGUUAAUUUGACAUUUUGUAAUUGUUAAAUCAUUCCUAAAGCUGCCAUGACUUAAUCAAAUAUUUAAACAUGGCCUUGGUGACGGUUCAAAGAUCGCCUAGCGUCGGGAAUUCUCCUCAAAGCUCGGAUUCUGGCGCUGGAGGAUCGACCGAUGAAGAUGAUUCCGCUAAAAAUAAUAGAAGCCUGAGCGAGUGCUACUUCGCCGGCAAGGGGGCCGCGGUGGUGCUGCCCCCUAACGAACGCCUGGUCACAUGGCCCGGGGCCCGCCAAAACGGCACCGGCGGACCCGAUAUACAGCAACACCUCCAGUCCAUGUUCUAUCUCCUAAGACCUGAGGAAACUCUGAAAAUGGCUGUGAAGCUGGAGAGUGUGCAUGUACAGAGGACCAGAUACCUGGUGGUGGUGUCUUGUAUGGGUCGCCAGGGGGAGGAGAGUUGUUUGUUAGGGAUAGACUGCAAUGAAAAAACUACUGUGGGGCUGGUGCUCAAAGUGCUGGCAGAUACGACCAUCAGACUGGACGGCGACGGGGGAUUCAGUGUGACUGUUUGUGGCAGAUGUCACAUAUUCAAGCCAGUCUCUGUCCAAGCCAUGUGGUCGGCUCUCCAGACUCUACACAAGGUGAGCUCCAAGGCACGCGAGCACAACUACUUCUUGGGUGGAGUGACUCACGAGUGGGUGAGCUACUAUGAGCAGAGGAUCGAGAGUGACCGCUCGUGCCUCAACGAGUGGCACGCGAUGGACAGUCUCGAGUCACGUAGACCACCUUCGCCAGACUGUCUACACAGCAAGCCCUGCGAGAGAGAAGCCACGCGGACUCUAGUAAAAUCUUCUCUCAAAGAGAUCAUGAUGUCAGUGGAUCUCGACGAAGUUACCAGUAAGCAGGUUCGCACUAGACUAGAGGAUAUGCUAGACAUGGAUUUGGGAGAGUACAAGAGCUUCAUAGACGAGGAGAUGCUGGUGAUAUUGGGACAGAUGGAUGCUGCCACUGAGAUCUUCCCUCACGUUUACCUUGGAUCUGAGUGGAAUGCUUCUAACCUGGAGGAGCUCAACAAGAAUGGGGUUUGCCACAUUUUAAAUGUGACGAGGGAGAUUGACAACUUUUUUCCUGGGAUGUUCGACUACAUGAACGUCCGUGUUUAUGAUGAUGAAAAGACUAACUUGCUGAAGCAUUGGGACGACACAUACAAGUACAUUAAUAAAGCUCAAACCCAAGGUUCCAAGGUUUUGGUUCAUUGUAAGAUGGGUGUCAGUCGAUCAGCGUCCGUGGUAAUAGCAUAUGCAAUGAAGGCUUACAACUGGGAUCUCAAAAAGGCAUUGGACUACGUCCAACAGAAACGCAACUGUAUUAAACCAAACACCAACUUCAUUGGGCAGCUUGUGACUUAUCAGGGAAUUCUUGAUGCGAUGAAGAACAAAGAAAAGCUUCAGAGGUCCAAGUCAGAAACCAAUCUAAAAACAAGAGACUGUGUUACAAUACCUAGUGUUACUGCACGUUCUAUCAGUGAAGGAGAGGGGGGAGAGAGGAGAGGUACCAAGGAGAGACUCAACGUGACUGGCAGCGACCUGGCCAAGAUUGGAUGUCGGCCAAAGAGUUGGUCUCCAGAUCAUGCUACAGCUAACCUCCUGUUCAGUGCAACAACAGCUCCUCUAUCACUGUCCAUGGAGCGGCUGGCAGCAGAGAGGCAAUGUGAGGAGGGUGUGUCACUCCCACCUGCUCCACCACCUCUACCUCCCCCACCCCCCGUAGUGGAGGCUCGCAACUACAGUCUGCAUGUCAGGAUGCCCUGCAGCAACGGCCUGGCCUACAGUGUUUCUCAGAACAAGAUACUGCAACUCACACCCUCUAGCUCCGGCCCUGAGUCAGCCACAGUGACGACAGUGAAGCACAGAGUGAAUGCUCUGGAGUCUCAGAACGGCAACUCUACUCCUCAGAUGGGACGAAGGCCUGGCCUCGACCGACGAGGUCUCGUACUCAACCUCACCACACAGUUUGAGGAGGACAAGACCACGUCUUCACCCCCUCCACCACUGUCACAGACAAAAAAAGAAACCUGGGAUCCUGGAGAGACGGUGAGGAAGAGGCCAGAUGGAGAUCCCUUCUCUAACCGCCUGGACCGAGUGUUUGAGCGAGAGGAGCGCAAGGAGCGUCGCAGUGUGCCAAGUGUGGUGACAGAGGACGCAGAAGUGACAAGGGAGUGUGAGGUCUCGCGACAGAGCAGCUGGAGUUCCUAUGAUAGUGCAGUGGUGUUGGGCGACCCCCGGGACUGUGUGAGUCGACAGAGCUCAUGGGGCUCAGGGGACACUCGGUGUUGUACGCUGCCCUCCAGGAACAGUUCUUGGGGCUCGUACGACAUGAGACCUACAGAGAACUGGGGCACAGUCAAGCGCACCAAGCAGAAACUGGAGGAGGGGAUAAUAGAUGUGAAAAGGGUGUGUCCGGAUAUAACUGUUCCGCUAGACAGUUCUGCCAAAGAGACUAAUGUAGUGGAAAUUAAAAACUCAGAAAAUUCUGUUCAUGUUACCAGGAGGUGUGUUUCGGUUGACGAAACUAAGAGCGAGACUUUUACCGAAAGUGGUCAAAAAAGUGUUCCGGGUUUAGUGCAGAAUCUGAAAAAAGAAUUUGAAGCCAAAUCGGUUUCUGGCAGUGCUAAAUGUGUGAAUGCAGAAGAAGGUAGUGCUGAACCUAAAACUGAAGAAAGUGGGAAAGUCAGGAGUCUUCCUUCCUCUCCUGUCAGUGAUAGGACAGAAAAACCUAGUCCUGCUACUUCCUUGGAAGAUUUGUCCGUUCGUAAACUCGUAGGAAAGUAUGAAGACAGACCAACUUUUCCCCAACCGCCCGUACCUCCGAGAAAAUCUAGUCUAGAUCCUCCACCGUUAGUGAUAAAACAUUCGACUCUCUUUGUGCAUAAUCUUAAAAAAGCGAGACAACCUAUAAAGACUUCAAUUCCUUCCCCCAAUGUUGUGGUAGCAACUGUUAAUGCCAAAGCUGCCAGCAAAAAGCAGCAACAAGGAAAAACGCAUCCUCUAGCCAGGUUAGCAUUAAACAAACAACGGCACAACAACCCUGUCUACAAUACGAUGUAAAGUUCCAUCAAGCUCUUUGUGAUCUAGUGUAAAAAGUAGACAGUUUCAAAAAUAUUUUUAACAAUCAUAAUUAUAUGAACCGUUCAUAAAAAUACUUUAUUUUUCUAUAUAUGUCGUAAUGAACAUUUUGCUUUAAUGGUGAAAUUCAUCAAUUGAAAUUUUAUUCACUGCUGACUCACUUAUCUGAUGUGUAAUUUUUUAAAAUUAUUUAAGUCAUUGAGGUUUUUUAUUUUGACUAACUGUUGCUACUUGAUUUUAAUAUACUGUGAUUCUGAUAAGUUACUGAUGAAUCUCUUUGUAAAUUAAUGGCUGAAGCCGUGUUAAUCUAGUCGCCAUUUAUAUAAGUAGGUACUCAACAUUCCGAGAGAAUGGGUGCACAGAUAAUAAAGAUGAUUCUGCUUUUGAGACAAUUGUUAGCUUUUAUUCUUUCAAAUGCUCAUUUUAUUAUUUUCUAAUUUUUCAUUUUUGUAUUGUUUGUAUAAAAGAAAAAUCUGUUAAGUUUUGCUCUCGGCUUUGUUUACUUUAUUUCUGUGCCUAGCUUUAUUGAGUGUACAUUUUUUGUAUUAUAGUUUGUAUUAAAAAAGUAAAGUGUUAUUGCUUACAA